Messenger RNA from Malassezia pachydermatis, 519 nucleotides. RefSeq names its product cyt2-holocytochrome-c1 synthase. Lineage: Eukaryota; Fungi; Basidiomycota; Malasseziomycetes; Malasseziales; Malasseziaceae. Gene Ontology annotation, cellular component: mitochondrion. Gene Ontology annotation, biological process: cytochrome c-heme linkage. The coding region runs from base 1 to 519 and encodes 172 amino acids. The record is from RefSeq and is a predicted model, not a curated record. The transcript has 2 exons. Gene Ontology annotation, molecular function: holocytochrome-c synthase activity.
AUGGCCCACGAACGCCAAGCAGAGAGCACGUCUGCCUUGUCCAAAGACCGUGAAGUAUCAUCUAUUCCUAGGUACUACCUGGAUGGGAGCAAUGACGCCACACCAUCUGAACAUGCGCCAGCUGAAUCAGCGAGUGCACAACGUGAUAGUCACUGGGUCUACCCUUCGGCGGAACAGUUUUAUACGGCAGUGCGUCGCAAGAACCAUGCAGCCCGAGCGGAAGAUAUGGGUGUUGUCGUGCCUAUACAUAAUGCUGUGAAUGAAGAAGCAUGGCGUCGCAUCUUGGAGUGGGAGCAUGAGUGGCAGACGGACAAGGAAGCACCAGGGCCACAGCUUGUCAACUUCGUCGGACGGCCGCGCGACGUGACGUGGCGGGCAUGGCUGCGUGGCUUGGCUGGCUACCAGAUGCCUUUUGACCGACAUGACUGGACGAUAGUUCGUCCCAGCACCGAUGGCGAGACACCCCACACUGUGCGUUACAUUAUUGACUUUUAUGCAGGCAAGGCUGCCCCCCCGUGA